Molecule: messenger RNA, 4071 nt
Organism: Mercenaria mercenaria
Lineage: Eukaryota; Metazoa; Mollusca; Bivalvia; Venerida; Veneridae
Product: E3 ubiquitin-protein ligase TRIM9-like
Exons: 1
Coding region: 63-1847 (594 amino acids)
Molecular function (GO): zinc ion binding
Source: RefSeq, a predicted model, not a curated record
UAGACAUACCGGCGUAACCGAAGUUUGUGUAAACAGAAUAUUAUCAUACGAUAAAAAAAUGGAUGAAAAACGGCGUUAAACCCAAAACAAACAAAAUGGCGGAAAAGGGGUGUGGGAAUAAGGAAAAAACUAGGUCAGAUGAUGCAGUUCCUGGACGAACAGAGCAGAUAUUAUGUCAGCCAUGUUCUAGUAAGGAUAAACAAACAGUAGCUGAUGUGUUUUGUUCAACAUGUGACGAGUUCCAGUGUACAGAAUGUUCAAACGUACAUACAACGCACGCGUUCUUGAGAAGUCACAAGCUAGUGAAUGCAAAAGAAUUCAAAACGAUACCAGUCUCAUUUGAUAUGAAGGGAACAGACCGAUGCGGACAGCACAAAAAGACUUUGAAAUUCUUCUGUGAAGAUGCAAACCAGCUUUGCUGCAGUACCUGUGCUAUUGUGGAUCACCGGAAGUGCCACAGUGUCGUAGAAAUACAGAAGAUUGCCGAAAGAUCUGCAUCGACAAGUUCCAAAUUAAAGGCCAGCUUGCAGGAUAUAAGAGAGAAAGCUGAAACUGUCGUUAAAUAUACCAAAUCGUCAAAAGAGCAACUGAAUCAAGAUGUUAAAGAAGUGUCUUUAAAAAUAAGAAAAAUGCGGGAUAAUGUAAUGAAAAUGUUUGACGAUCUGGAGCGUUCCGUUGCUAAGGACGCUGAAUCAUUUAAGACAGAAACAUUCGAUAAGCUAACGAAGAAACAGUCAGACAGUGAAAAACAUAUUGCUGAUGUAACAAAAUCUCUGGAAACAAUUGAUAACGUUCAGCAGCACGGGACGCCAUCACAACAGUUUAUACUGGCACAUAUAAUGAACAAGAGAGUCGAUGAACUUAGCAGCAACGUUGACAAGGAAUGUCAAAGGUUGGAGACUGUGACCGUUUCAUUUGAUUUUGAUGAAACAUUGAAAUUGCCCCCACUCUCGAUUUCUGAUUACGUUCCUGGACAACUUACAUUAAAAUACUCAGUACCUGAAGCUUUGAAACCUAUAACACAGGUAGAGCCGGUUGUUAAGUUAACAAAGAUUACCUCAAUUGAUCUUAAGCAGACUAAUGAAGAUAUCGGAGAACCGUUAUACACAGGCCUGGAUUUCCUGCCGGAUGGUAGAUUGGUUGCCGUGGAUAAUAGAAACAAGAAAUGCUUGAUUUACAAUGAAAAACUGGAGAAAGUAGGCUCAUAUUCGUUAUCGUACAUACCACAGAGUGUAGUUGCUGUAUCUGAGGAGGAAGUUGCGAUAACAUGUGGUGGUUACUACAAGAUAGACUUUCUACGUGUCAGUAAAUCUAAUAAUAUAACUUUGAUCAGGACAUGUAAAGUAAAGACACAGUAUGCCUCUAUAUGUCUAAAGGAUGAGGGACACUUUGUUGUUGGAAUUAUCGAUGAUACAAGGCCAGUUCGUAUUGUAUCUUUGUCAGGAGAAGAAAAGAAUUUCAGUAUCAACUUUCCGGACGAGGAAUAUCCUAUAGGCACUAGUGCUUGUACAUACAUUAGAAACAGUGACAAAGUGGUUCUCACCGAUAGAUACGAGCAUACUGUCUAUAUAUAUGACAUCAAGAGCAACACCAGAGUUGUUGUCAAGGACGACCAGAUCAAGGAACCAUGGGGUGUAGCAGUUGGUCCAUCAGACUGUAUCCUGGUUUGCAGUAAUAAAACAAACUCCAUUUUGAAGAUCUCUCAAACGGGUCGUGUCCUAUCAUCGUACAAGUUAGAUAUGAAACUCCCCUACAGAGUCUGUGUUUCUGAAGACAAAUCACUUAUUGCUGUCUCAAGUAACUUGAAAGGUGGAAGAAAGUUGCAGCUAUUAAAAGUAGAGUAUUAAAUUUAAUAGCAUACUGUACUCUGUCAGAAGAUGACAAUAUCGCUUGAAAAGAAAAACAUACUUAAUACAAAUUAAAAUUGAAAUAUAAGGUAAAUGAUGUUCAGAAUUAUAUAAUUUGUUUUUAUAUAAUCAAGAUCAACCCAUUGACUUGUUUAUAUUUAAAUUUGCCAAAAAGAAGAGCAUGAAUAUGUUAUAUAUAGUAAUCAUUACAAGUUUGUUGGUGAACAAGGGAUACUGUGCUAGCAAUAUCAAAUGCAAUAUCAGGAAAAAAGCCAGUUCACUUGGCUCAGUAGGUAGAGCGUUGGUCUACGGAUCGCGGGGUCGCGAGUUCGAUCCUAAGGCAGGGCGUAUGUUCUCUGUGCCUAUUUGAUAAACGACAUUGUGUUCGCAAUAAUUAGUCCUCCACCUCUGAUUCAUGUGGGGAAGUUGGCAGUUAUUUGCGGAGAACCGUUUUGUACUGGUACAGAAUCCAGGAACACUGGUUAGGUUAACUAGGUUAACUGCCCGCCGUUAAAUGACUGGAAUACUGUUGAAAAAUGGCGUUAAACCCAAUACAAACAAACAAACAAAUGUAUCAGUAAAAAGGGGUUUUGCUUUGAUACUAUAUACGCUAGUUUGCAAAUAUAUCUAUUGCUAAUAAAAGGUCUUAAAACUCUGACUGAAAUAAAUGUAUUUAUCCUAGGAUUAAAGAAAUCAAGAUUUUACUGUAUUGAAAAGUUAUUGAAGUGUAGGAUGCACGAUUAUUUCGUGCUAUUUUCAGUGGUAUAUAGCUGAGUUGAACAGUCAGUUAAGUCAUUCAAGGUUGUCUGCAUUGCUUACCACAACACGUACACAACUUACAUGUAUACAAACUGGAUUAUAAUGGCUGGUGAACAAACGACCACGCGUAAAUUCGGCGGCAAUUUAGCUGCAGCGGAGUUAAAGAAUUAUAUUGAUUCCGACAAGAGAGUUCAACCAGAUCAUUGAACAUUCUCAAGUAAUUCAAUGACGACAAAUACUCACCAGCAUUCCAUUUCAACUAGAAGUUGGCAAAAAAUUGUAUUUUCUGAUCAGAGUUCAUCAUACAUCAACAAAUCCUUUGGAUCUACCCCUAGUUGUAACAAAGACUGUCGUAAACUUAUCGAAAUGCUGAUAAACUCAGGAUACAGGAACACAGUACAUCAGCAUGAAAAGUCAUUGAUGUGUAGAUCAGAAAUAUUUUAGGACGAGCCGAGUGUCGGAUUCAGUCUAAACAGGGAGUGAGGAGACCACGGGUUGACUGACAAACAAACUUAUCCAUAUGGUCCAGAAAGAAAAAGACUGAACAUUUUGUACAAGAUGAGUAUUAUUUUUGAUUUAUGUAAUUUUAGUUUGAGAUGUGACUGGUCUAAAUGCCAGAUGUUGAGGAGAGAGGUCUUAUGUUGUAUUACGCCAAGCCGAAUGGCAAGGGCAAGCGCCGAUGGGCGAGAUUUAUAGUUGUAUUACGCCAAGCCGAAUGGCAAAGGCAAGCGCCGAUGGGCGAGAUUUAUAGUUGUAUCACGCCAAGCCGAAUGGCAAGGGCAAGCGCCGAUGGGCGAGAUUUAUAGUUGUAUUACGCCAAGCCGAAUGGUAAGGGCAAGCGCCGAUGGGCGAGAUUUAUAGUUGUAUUACACCAGGCCGAAUGGCAAGGGCAAGCGCCGAUGUGCGAGAUUUAUAUUACAUUAUAUUUAUUUAUUAUUUAUUAUUUAUUAUUAUAUUAUUAGAUUUUCAGUUGUGUCAAUAGAUAGAAAGAUAAAGACAGUAUUUCAUCAUAAGUGCAAAACUUAUUCUUAUCAUAGUCUCAUUAAGAUAUAAAUGCAUUGUGAAAAUUUUAAUGACCUUAUAUGAAUUCGUAACCUUAAUAAAAUGAUAUGUUUGGAAGACAUACAUUUGAUGAAUGUACAUGUUUUGGCUAGUAAAUGAACAUCUAUGGAUUAUAUUAUCUUCACUGAGGAUAAUAUUUUUCCGGCAAUAAAUUGUGGGGGAAGAAAAUGUCAGGCCACCAGAAGAUGGUAGUUGGUCUUGAGACUUGGUAUCUUUCUACUCCCCCCUCCCACGAGGGAGUUAGGGUUGAGUAGCCGCCGCGGCAGCACACUGACUAGGAAAGUAUAUUCAUAUAUGUAAGUUUUCCUUGUAAGAAUUAAAGAAAAUUGAUAAUAAGACUGAAGUUGAGUUAAACAGGGUAUGACUAUAAAGACGGUUUGCAGUUUUUAGCUUUAGAGUAUAA